Molecule: messenger RNA, 729 nt
Organism: Lucilia cuprina (Australian sheep blowfly)
Lineage: Eukaryota; Metazoa; Arthropoda; Insecta; Diptera; Calliphoridae
Product: basic salivary proline-rich protein 1-like
Exons: 3
Coding region: 1-729 (242 amino acids)
Source: RefSeq, a predicted model, not a curated record
AUGACUUCGCCUUCACCGGCGAAUAGUCCUAUGCCCCCGCCACAGGCUCCGAGCCCCAUGGGACCUCCAUCCCAAAGUCCGGCUCCGUCACCCUCGCCACACAGUCCCUAUACACAUCCACCACAGCAGGGCCCUGGUGGUCCACCCGGUCAGGGUGUGCCGCCGGGUCCACCUGGACCUCAGGGUCAUCAAGGUCCACCACAUGGUCCACCUCAUAUGCAAGGUCCACCACCGGGAGCGGGUCAACAUGGUCCACCACCUCCUGGUCAUCCUGGAGGUCCUUAUGGCCAUCCUAUGCAACAUGGACCUCCUCAUGGACCACCUCAUGGUGGUCCUCAACAUGGUCCCAUGCCUACACAGCAACAUGGAGUGGUAACACAGCACGGACCACCACCUCCGGGUCAACAUGGUCCACCAGGACAGCAAGGAGGUCCUCCAACUGGACCUCCCAUGGGUCAUGGUCCGCCACCACAUGGUGGUCCACCUCACGGUAUGCCUCAACAACAGCCUGGAUCACAAGGUGGUCCACCACCUCAUUUAAAUGGUCCGCCCGGACAAGGGCCACCAGGUCCUCAAGGACAUCAUAUGCCGCCACAUCAUCAAGGCAUGGCUCCUCACAUGAGCAUGCAAAUGCCUCCUCAAGGACCCAAUAUGCCACCUAUGGGCUUUCCAACUCACGGCAUGCCACCCAAUACAGUCAAGCAAUAUACUUUCCAACUAGCUGUUUAA